Molecule: messenger RNA, 3031 nt
Organism: Octodon degus (degu)
Lineage: Eukaryota; Metazoa; Chordata; Mammalia; Rodentia; Octodontidae
Gene: Gabbr2
Product: gamma-aminobutyric acid type B receptor subunit 2
Exons: 19
Coding region: 89-2740 (883 amino acids)
Biological process (GO): gamma-aminobutyric acid signaling pathway; G protein-coupled receptor signaling pathway
Cellular component (GO): membrane; G protein-coupled receptor heterodimeric complex
Molecular function (GO): G protein-coupled GABA receptor activity
Source: RefSeq, a predicted model, not a curated record
GCCGCUGCUGCUGCCGCUGGCGCCCGGGGCCUGGGGCUGGGCGCGGGGCGCCCCCCGGCCGCCGCCCAGCAGCCCACCGCUCUCCAUCAUGGGCCUCAUGCCGCUCACCAAGGAGGUAGCCAAGGGCAGCAUCGGGCGCGGCGUGCUACCCGCCGUGGAGCUGGCCAUCGAGCAGAUCCGCAACGAGUCACUCCUGCGCCCCUACUUCCUCGACCUGAGGCUCUAUGACACCGAGUGUGACAAUGCAAAAGGACUGAAAGCCUUCUAUGAUGCAAUAAAAUAUGGGCCGAACCAUUUGAUGGUGUUUGGAGGCGUCUGUCCAUCUGUCACGUCCAUCAUUGCUGAGUCCCUCCAAGGCUGGAACCUGGUGCAGCUUUCCUUUGCUGCAACCACACCUGUCCUAGCUGAUAAGAAAAAAUAUCCCUAUUUUUUCCGGACGGUGCCCUCGGACAACGCAGUGAAUCCAGCCAUCCUGAAGCUGCUGAAGUACUACCGCUGGCGGCGCGUGGGCACGCUCACACAGGACGUCCAGCGCUUCUCUGAGGUGAGGAAUGACCUGACUGGAGUUCUAUAUGGGGAAGACAUCGAGAUUUCAGACACUGAGAGCUUCUCCAAUGAUCCCUGCACCAGUGUCAAAAAGCUCAAGGGGAAUGACGUGAGGAUCAUACUUGGCCAGUUUGACCAGAACAUGGCAGCAAAAGUGUUCUGUUGUGCCUUCGAGGAGAACAUGUUCGGCAGCAAAUACCAGUGGAUCAUCCCUGGCUGGUACGAGCCCUCCUGGUGGGAGCAGGUGCGCACCGAGGCCAACUCCUCCCGAUGCCUGCGGAAGAACCUGCUGGCGGCCAUGGAGGGCUACAUCGGUGUGGACUUCGAGCCGCUGAGCUCCAAACAGAUUAAGACCAUCUCGGGGAAGACCCCACAGCAGUACGAGAGAGAGUACAACAGCAAGCGGUCGGGCGUGGGGCCCAGCAAGUUCCACGGUUAUGCCUACGAUGGCAUCUGGGUCAUCGCCAAGACACUCCAGAGGGCCAUGGAAACGCUGCACGCCAGCAGCCGGCACCAGCGCAUCCAGGACUUCAACUACACCGACCACACCCUGGGCAGGAUCAUCCUCAGUGCCAUGAAUGAGACCAACUUCUUUGGGGUCACGGGUCAAGUUGUGUUCCGGAACGGGGAGAGAAUGGGGACCAUUAAAUUUACUCAAUUUCAAGAUAGCAGUGAAGUGAAGGUGGGAGAGUACAAUGCUGUGGCUGACACAUUGGAAAUCAUCAACGACACCAUCAGGUUCCAAGGAUCCGAACCUCCAAAAGACAAGACCAUCAUCCUGGAGCAGCUGCGGAAGAUCUCCCUACCUCUCUACAGCAUUCUCUCUGCCCUCACCAUCCUCGGCAUGAUCAUGGCCAGUGCUUUUCUCUUCUUCAACAUCAAGAAUCGGAACCAGAAGCUGAUAAAGAUGUCCAGUCCCUACAUGAACAACCUCAUAAUCCUCGGAGGAAUGCUGUCCUAUGCCUCUAUAUUUCUCUUCGGCCUCGAUGGAUCCUUUGUCUCAGAAAAGACAUUUGAAACACUUUGCACUGUCAGGACCUGGAUUCUCACUGUGGGCUACACAACUGCAUUUGGGGCUAUGUUUGCAAAGACAUGGAGAGUCCACGCCAUCUUUAAAAAUGUGAAAAUGAAGAAGAAGAUCAUCAAGGACCAGAAGCUGCUCGUGAUCGUGGGGGGCAUGUUGCUGAUUGACCUAUGCAUCCUGAUCUGCUGGCAAGCCGUGGACCCCCUGCGAAGGACAGUGGAGAGGUACAGCAUGGAGCCGGACCCAGCAGGCCGAGACAUCUCCAUCCGCCCACUCCUGGAGCACUGUGAGAACACCCACAUGACCAUCUGGCUCGGCAUCGUCUAUGCCUACAAAGGGCUUCUCAUGUUGUUCGGUUGUUUCUUAGCUUGGGAGACCCGUAACGUCAGCAUCCCUGCCCUCAAUGACAGCAAAUACAUCGGGAUGAGCGUCUACAAUGUGGGGAUCAUGUGCAUCAUUGGGGCCGCUGUCUCCUUCCUGACCCGGGACCAGCCCAAUGUGCAGUUCUGCAUCGUGGCUCUUGUCAUCAUCUUCUGCAGCACCAUCACUCUCUGCCUGGUGUUUGUGCCAAAGCUCAUCACUCUGAGAACAAACCCAGAUGCAGCAACUCAGAACAAGCGACUCCAGAUCACUCGGAAUCAGAAAAAAGAAGAUUCAAAAACAUCCACUUCUGUCACCAGCGUGAACCAAGCAAGCACAUCCCGCCUGGAGGGUCUGCAGUCAGAAAACCAUCGCUUGCGGAUGAAAAUCACAGAGUUGGACAAGGACUUGGAAGAAGUCACUAUGCAGCUGCAGGACACACCGGAAAAGACCACUUACAUUAAACAAAACCACUACCAGGAACUCAACGACAUCCUCAAUCUGGGGAACUUCACAGAGAGCACAGAUGGGGGAAAGGCCAUUUUAAAAAAUCACCUCGAUCAAAAUCCCCAGCUACAGUGGAACACAACAGAGCCCUCUCGAACAUGCAAAGAUCCCAUAGAAGAUAUUAACUCCCCAGAACACAUCCAGCGUCGGCUGUCCCUCCAGCUCCCCAUCCUCCACCACGCCUACCUCCCGUCCAUUGGAGGCGUGGACGCCAGCUGUGUCAGCCCCUGUGUGAGCCCCACCGCCAGCCCCCGCCACAGACAUGUGCCACCCUCCUUCCGAGUCAUGGUCUCAGGCCUGUAAAGGUGGGAGGCCGGGGGCCGGGGCCUCCCCACAACGGCACCAUGCUGGGCAGAGACAUCUGCUGCAGGCACUGUUGGCUCUGGCCGCGGAGAACCUGGCACCGCGGCUGCCUCUCAGGGCUGCUUGGAUGGCACUGGCUGGACAGGAUGGGGAACUUGGCCCCUGACCUCGAGCCUUAUUUGUGAAGUUCUUAUUCUUUCACAAAGAAGAGGAAUGGAAAUGACUUCUUCCUGAAUGUCUGCAAACAAAGAAGAGCUGGGAUAUUUGAAACUUGCAAAAAAAAAAAAAAAA